UUUUUGACUGAGAAGACCGACCAGGAGAAAAUGAACAACUCUGCAGUGAACUUCACCACACCUGAAACAUUCACCAACCUCACAUCUUCAUUACUUCAUGAAAGGGAAAUGCUAGAAAGUUUUACAUCAGGCUUCAAUUUCAUGUUUGGUUUUCUUAUACACACCUAUGUUUUGUGGCUCAUCGUCAAAGGGACAGGAAGCAGCGUUGCAUCAGAUUUCUUCAACCUCAAUCUCUCUGUUUGUGAGAUCUUGUUCUCUCUGAAUUGUUUAUUAAGUAUAGUGGUAAAUGCCAUAAGAUUUAAAGGAUUCACAACAUUACCACCAUUUUUACAAGGACUUGCAUUCACUGGUCGUCCUCUGUUUCAGUGUCUGAUCUGUGUUGAGCGUUACCUGGCAGUGGUUCAUCCUGUAACCUUUCUGAAGUACAAACCUCUCAGAUAUAGAGUGAUCUGCUGCACUGCGGCCUGGAUAAUUAUUCUUGGCUCUUGUUUGUUCUGCCUGUUUUCAUCCAUCUCAAAUACGUUUUAUAUAUAUUCAUGGUUUUUCUCCAUUCAGUUGCUACUUUUCCUCUCCAUUCAGUUGUUUUGCCUUUUGGUCAUCCUUAAAUCUCUGAAGCAGUCAGGACCAGGAGAGAAAAGAAGAGAGAGAGAGGAGGAAAGCCACAUGAAGAGAAGAGCGUUUAUUAUUAUUCUAAUAACUACAGUGAGCAUGAUUAUCAUGCUUGUUCCAUAUACUAUUACUGGACUUGUCACUGCUGUGAAACAAUUUUAUUCAGCUCUUUGGUUUAUUAGUUUUAUGUGUUUUAUGCUGGCUGGUUUUGUACAGCCUGUUCUUUACCUGCACCGGACUAGGAAACUAUCCUGCCUCUUUUCCUUCAUAAAAACUAAAAUAGUUAUAAUUUGUUGA
Molecule: messenger RNA, 906 nt
Organism: Rhinichthys klamathensis goyatoka
Lineage: Eukaryota; Metazoa; Chordata; Actinopteri; Cypriniformes; Leuciscidae
Product: C-C chemokine receptor type 8-like
Exons: 1
Coding region: 31-906 (291 amino acids)
Biological process (GO): phospholipase C-activating G protein-coupled receptor signaling pathway; positive regulation of Rho protein signal transduction
Cellular component (GO): membrane
Molecular function (GO): G protein-coupled receptor activity
Source: RefSeq, a predicted model, not a curated record